AAGAUGGGCAACUACUCCCGUCCGCCAUCGUGGCGGGCAUGGUCAAGAAGAAGGCCUAGGGAAGCAACUGCGGCGAACCGGCGGUGCAGAGGCGGCGGUUGCGGCGGCGGCGAGGCGCAUUGGGGACGGGAAGAAUUGAGAGGAGGAAGUGGUGGUGAGAGUGUGAGACAGCGAGAUUCGCCGGCUGCUCCCUACUCCGCCAUCGUGGCGGAGGAUAUUCCAGUUCAGUUCUUCGUGCGCCAUCUUAUGGAGGAGGAAAAUGACGGCACUUGUUGCUUCCCCGCGACGUGCAACAAUGGAAAUGGGAUGGAGAAUGCAUUGUGUUGGCCUGAGCUGCGAGCUUGCUGAGCACAAUGGCGGUGCAGAGAGCGGACGCUGGCUCUUGGCUCCAUGCGCUGGUUCUUGUUUAUGCCUUGUGCUGGGCAUUGUCACUGAGUCUUGUGGUUGUGGAGGGUCAAACUGGUCAGUUGAACGUGGAUGCCUCGUCGCAGAAUGCAAGGAAGAUCCCUGAUAAGAUGUUCGGUAUCUUUUUCGAGGAGAUCAACCAUGCUGGGGCUGGUGGAUUGUGGGCAGAGCUCGUAAGUAACAGGGGUUUUGAGGCUGGUGGACCUAAUACACCUUCAAACAUCGACCCAUGGCUGAUAAUUGGGAAUGAAUCAAGUAUCAUUGUUGGGACUGAUAGGACAUCCUGGUUUGAGCGAAAUCUGGUGGCCCUUCGGAUGGAAAUUUUUUGUGAUUCUAAAGGAACCAGUAUCUGCCCUUCUGGAGGUGUAGGGGUCUACAAUCCUGGUUACUGGGGCAUGAACAUUGAAAGAAGAAAGGUUUAUAAGGUGGCCCUGCACAUUAGAUCUUUGGAUGCAGUAUCCUUGACUGUUUCUUUGACAAGCUCUGACGGUCUCCAGAGAUUGGCCUCUCACACUAUAACGGCUAGCAAGAAACAAUUUGCUAAAUGGACAAAGAUAGAGUUUCAUUUGAAAUCCAGCCAAACCAAUACUAAUUCAAGGCUCCAGCUUACAACCAGUAAAAGUGGGGUGAUUUGGCUCGACCAGGUGUCAGUUAUGCCAUUGGAUACGUACAUGGGACACGGUUUUAGGAAAGAUCUCGCUUCUAUGUUGGCAAAUCUAAACCCUCAAUUUCUCAAGUUUCCAGGUGGUAACUAUGCCAUGGGAAAUUAUCUGCGGAAUGCAUUUCGGUGGAGUGAAACUGUGGGUCCAUGGGAGGAAAGACCUGGACACUUCAAUGAUGCCUGGGGAUACUGGACUGAUGAUGGGCUUGGAUUCUUUGAGUUCCUUCAGCUAGCUGAAGACCUUGGUGCUUCACCAGUAUGGGUGGUCAAUGAUGGAGCAAGCCAAAAUGAAGAGGUGUCUACCGCAACAAUUGCAUCACUAGUGAAGGACGUUGUUGAUGGCAUCGAGUUUGCCAGGGGAGGGCCCGAGACUACAUGGGGUUCAGUUCGUACAGCAAUGGGCCAUCCAAAACCCUUUAACCUUGACUAUGUUUCAAUAGGGAAUCAAGAAUGCUGGAUGCUCUAUUACAGAGGCAAUUACCAAAAAUUCUAUUCUGCAAUUAAAGCUGCCUAUCCAGACAUCAACAUCAUAUCGAGUUGUGAUAAAUCCACUAUUUCUCCAUCCAACUCUGCCGAUCUAUAUGAUGUUCAUGUUUAUACCUCAUCUAGUGAUAUGUUUUCCAGAACUAGUAUGUUUGACAACACACCACGCAGUGGGCCAAAGGCUAUUGUAAGUGAGUAUGCUGUGACCGGAAGUGAUUCUGGCAAAGGAACACUGGUAGCAGCACUAGCAGAGGCAGCAUUUCUGGUUGGAUUAGAAAGAAACAGCGACGUGGUAGAGAUGGCAAGCUGCGCACCACUUUUUGUAAAUGACAAUGAUCGCAGGUGGAGUCCAGAUGCCAUUGUGUUCAACUCAUGGCAGAACUAUGGAUGCCCAAACUACUGGAUGCUACAUUUCUUCAAGGAUUCAAGCGGCGGAAUGCUUCACCCAUCAAACGUCCAGAUCUCCAGCUACAACCAGCUGGUUGCAUCUGCCAUCACUUGGCAGAGUAGCAAAGACAAGAGCACUUACCUGAAAAUAAAGGUGGUGAACUUUGGCAACAAAGCAGUGAAUCUCAGCAUAUCUGUGUCUGGGAUGGAGGAGGGCAUCAAGAGCUCAGGGUCGAAGAAGACGGUGCUUACGUCCAGCGGGCCGCUUGAUGAGAACUCAUUCCAGCAGCCACAAAAGGUGGCGCCGGUGUCGACCCCAAUGGACAAUGCCAAUCAGCAGAUGGACGUGUCGGUUGGCGCCUACUCCCUAACGUCGUUCGACCUGCUUCUGGAACCGAGCAAGCAUUCCUGCUCAUGAUGAACUUGCUAAUAAGUAGGUUGACAGCAACGCAUGUUACAAAUUUGUAACUUGAUGAAGUUGCUUUUAUAAGUAAGCUUAUAAAGUGAGUUUUAAAAAUUAUUACAUCAUAUUUAUGUUUAAAUGAAAGAAAGAAUAAAUACAUAUUGCAAAUUUGUAAUAAGCCGGUAAUGCAUGCUCUAAUAUGUUACCUAUGUACGAGAGCUGAGCCAAUUAUUAUUUAGA
This is a messenger RNA of Oryza brachyantha (malo sina), 2579 nucleotides long. RefSeq names its product alpha-L-arabinofuranosidase 1-like. The record is from RefSeq and is a predicted model, not a curated record. The coding region runs from base 354 to 2354 and encodes 666 amino acids. NCBI's taxonomy places the organism in Eukaryota, Viridiplantae, Streptophyta, Magnoliopsida, Poales, Poaceae. Gene Ontology annotation, biological process: L-arabinose metabolic process. The transcript is spliced from 19 exons. Gene Ontology annotation, molecular function: alpha-L-arabinofuranosidase activity.